Molecule: messenger RNA, 787 nt
Organism: Oppiella nova
Lineage: Eukaryota; Metazoa; Arthropoda; Arachnida; Sarcoptiformes; Oppiidae
Source: the annotation of a GenBank genome assembly
AAAACUGCUUUAAAGUUAAUUUUUUGGUGUUAAAGCAAUUGAUUAGUAAUAAAUAAAUGUUAGAAAUGACAAAACCAUAUGAAGUACCGUUUCGUGUGACCGAAAACGAUAGCAAUGUUAACAAGAAUGGUGUGAAACGUAUGUCCAAACCAAUGAUGGAGAAGCGAAGACGGGCCAGAAUUAACCAAUGCUUAAUGCAAUUGAAGGAAAUGGUCAUCGAUUCCGGCAAACAAAAUAUUCAGAAUUCAAAGUCAAAGCUAGAAAAGGCUGAUAUUCUGGAGUUGACUGUGAAAUAUGUGCAACAAUUACAUCAAAACAGACUACAGGAGCGCAAAGAGAACUCCGAUGAAAAUCCGCAGCAAAUCCUCAACGACUUUGUGGCCGGUUUUGCGGAGUGUGCCAAACAGGUCGAGGAGUUUGUCUGCCAAACCCAACCGCUGGACCCGAUUGUGGUCACAUCCCUCAGCUCUCACCUCAACAACUGUAUGAACUCAUUAGACGUGACCCACGACCACAUCACGUACGGUGUCAUCCGACACACCAACCAGUGCUGUCCUCCAUCGCCCGCACCGUCCACUGUGUCGUCGGGCUCUGCCGGCGCCCACCAUCCCAUCCUCGAUAUGGAGCUCUCGUCCAUUAGUAGUGCCGACGAAGACAUGCCUUUGAAUCUGUCGUCAGGCAAUCGAUUCCCCGAACACUUUAACCACCCCUUCAUUCCCGGCGAUGACUGUGUGUGGAGGCCCUGGUAGUCCAGCUCAGGUCUAUCCAUCAUUAAUACUACGGGUGC